UUUUAUCGGAUGAGUAGUGGCAAAGGUAGAAGACUGCCGUAUGAAGCCGGUGGCAUUUCCACAGCUCUCCCUCCCUCCGCCCAAAUACGCCUUCAUCCCACCUCCAACUUUCCCUUCCCGCCGCCGAUCUUAUCCCCUUAUUAAAUUCAGUCGGCGGAUGGCGGCCACAGAAACCGGCGAGAGCGCGGCGCCUUCUUCUCCGGCGGCAAUUAGGCUGCAACCAAUCGAAGCAACGCCGGAGAGCUUCCGCGAAUUCGGUCAGGUGAUCGAGGCGUCGCCGGACGGCGAUGAGUUCGGCCCCCUCGACGCGCAGCUGGACCUGUCCCGUGGCAUCCCUAGGUUCUACAUUAUGCAUCUGGAGGACAGACCUCUUAGGUUCUCGACGAUCACGCACCACGCGAGCGUGACCCAGUGCCUCGGCUCCAUAGGGGGCCACGUCUGGUACCUCGGAGUCGCCAGGCCGUCCCUCGUCGAUCAAGGCGAAACCGGAGCCGAGAAUGCGGUGAAAUCAAAAUGCGGGCAUUCAUACGUCCCUCCGGCCGUUGAUGGCGUAUGCGUCUUCAAGGUCUCGGGUCCCAAGUUCCUGAAGCUCGACCGUGGCACUUGGCACGCCGGGCCAUUGUUUCUUGAGAAGACGAUGGACUUCUAUAACUUGGAGCUCAGCAACACCAAUGUGGUUGAUCAUACAACGCAUAAUUUUGUAAAGAAGAAUAACGCAGUGUUUGUGUUUGAUGAGUAGCCUUUUUUCUUCAAGCAAUCUGCUCGGAGAGAUCAUUUGAUUUGUAAUUUGAAGAUUCCACUUUUACACACUUCUACUGAUAUAAAUAUAUCAUCCCAUGCUCCAAUAUUUAUGUUGUUA
Messenger RNA from Salvia splendens (bonfire salvia), 859 nucleotides. RefSeq lists its product as uncharacterized. The record is from RefSeq and is a predicted model, not a curated record. The transcript has 3 exons. Gene Ontology annotation, molecular function: ureidoglycolate hydrolase activity. Lineage: Eukaryota; Viridiplantae; Streptophyta; Magnoliopsida; Lamiales; Lamiaceae. The coding region runs from base 41 to 739 and encodes 232 amino acids.